Messenger RNA from Fusarium graminearum PH-1, 651 nucleotides. RefSeq lists its product as uncharacterized. The transcript has 5 exons. NCBI's taxonomy places the organism in Eukaryota, Fungi, Ascomycota, Sordariomycetes, Hypocreales, Nectriaceae. The record is from RefSeq and is a predicted model, not a curated record. Bases 1 to 651 code for a protein of 216 amino acids.
AUGGACAUACCAAGGGUCUCUCGGCAGAUGACAAUACAGGUGCCGUCAUUAGUGGCCUUGUUUGACUUGACGCUGUCGUCAGCUCAAGCAGCUCGCUUGCCCUCGGAUCCUCCCUUGAUAUGUCAAAGGCCAAGAUUAGACAAGAAUUUUAAGACCACGGCAGAAGCUAUUGCUAUCAUCUAUCUCAGGAUCGAGCUACUAUUUUUAACGCUGGCCUAUGUAGCCAUUCGGGUCGCAGUGCCGAGAAGGCUUGUAACGAGGUCGUUUGAGAGCUUCAAGGCACAGUCGUGGCGCUACAGUGAUUGGAUGAAGAGCAUCUUUGACAAGUCGAAGCAUCAUGACUUUGAAACUGUGGCCGUUGACAAGAUGUAUUGUGUGCCUCGAGCCAGCCGGCAUCCGAGGAUGUGGGCGAGAAACAGCGCGGCCGCCUACUCUGUGCUGCAAGGAUCUCCCCACAAGAUAUGCUUGGGUAGCAUCUGUAGAUUUGGUGCCUCCACGUUGGGACUCUUAAUUCAGGGCUGUAACUGCCCGAUGGGCAAUUGUCAAUCCGAUAUGGGGCCUCAUCCCACUAGAGACACUGUCAAGUAUUCGUAUAGUUUUGAGAGCAAUGCUAUCCCACACAGAUUACCGAAACCACAGCACUUUCUAUAG